AUGGCGGCGCUCAGAGGCGUGAUCGGAAGGUCCCGUGGCAGCCCUCCUGGCCAGAGCUAUGCGGCGUCUCUGCUCCUCUCCGCCCUUGCAGCCCGCCUCUCGCCAGGCAGCGGCGGAGAACCAAUGGAGAUGUCCAUGUUUGAAUCCUCACCCCGCUAUGAAGAUCACUGGCUGGCCUGCGGAGUCCCUGGCGGCGGCGUGCGGAUGCGGAUGGCCUCUUCAGGGGCCGUUCCGGCGGCGAGCCCAAGUCACGUGUGGAAGGGCCAAGAGAGAAAAGCGCGGAGCCGACACGGGACGUGCAAAAAAGGAACGGCUCGCGGAGACACGCGCAGCCUUUGCCGGGAGGCAGAAGCAGCGUUCUUACGGCGCGAGCCUGCGCAGCUCUACUCAGACGCCAGCCCCGUUGGGUGCCACGGCCCCUACUGCCAAGUAAGGGGGAUCGAGACCUUGGCAGCCUUAGCGCCGGCGCGCCGCUUCCCCUUGGCCGCCGCCGCCGGGUGCAGUACCGCUCCUGACCGGGCGGGGGCGCGCGCCUCCUCUACCAGGCCAGGCCAGGGCGAGCAGGCGGGCGAAGGCGCUCCGGCGCCGGCGCGGCCAUCGCGGUUCUGCGCGAGGGGGACGCCGCUCUGUCCCCGCCGAGUGGAACAGGCCGCCGCGGCCCCGCCCACCCGCCCAGAACCGGGAAGCGGGCGGCGCGCGCAUGCGCACGGCGGCGGCGGCGGCGACGGCAUGGGGGCGCUGCGCGGGGCCGGCGCGGUGGGCGCGGCGGUGGCGGCUCUGUAUGUGGCGGCGGUGCCCCCCUCCGCGCCCGGGGGCGAUUCCGGGGAGCUGAUCACAGCCGCCCAUGAGCUUGGAGUGGCUCAUCCUCCUGGUUAUCCCUUAUUCACUCUUCUGGCUAAACUGGCCAUUGAGCUGUUUCCUUUUGGGUCCGUUGCCUACCGAGUCAAUGUGCUCUGUGCCAUCUUGGGAGCAGCUGCAGCGUCCUUUCUGUUUUACACCGUCGUCAGGCUCUCUGGCUCGCACGCCGCAGGAAUCUGUGCUGUGGGGCUGUUUGGGUUUUCUCGCCUCACAUGGCAGUGGUCCAUCACGGCGGAGGUGUUCAGCCUGAACAGUCUGUUUGUGGGGCUGCUGAUGGCUCUCUCCGUGCACUACGAGCAGGCGACGACCCCGCAGGAAAGAUCAAAGGUGUGUAAAGCAGGGGCCUUUUGCUGUGGACUAAGUCUGUGUAACCAGCAUACGAUCGUCAUCUACGUGCUCUCCGUGGCGCUGUGGGUUUCCUUUCGCUUGCUCAGGGCCCGGGAAUUGACCCUCGGUUACAUGCUGAAGUUGAGUUUCUGCUUUUUGGCUGGUUGCCUGCCGUAUCUCUACUUGCCAGCUUCUUCCUACCUCAACAAAGCGUGCUGGACUUGGGGAGACCAGACUACCCUGAAAGGAUUCAUGACCCAUCUUCUCAGGGAAGAGUACGGAACAUUCAGUCUGGCCAAAUCAGAAAAUGGAUCCAGUAUGAGUGAUAUAUUACUGUUCCAGGUGACCCACAUGAAGGUGGAACUGACCCCCAUCACCCCGGGCCUGGCGGUCGUGGCCUGCUUGUGCUCCUCACUGAGGCCAAAGGCGGAGAAGUCGCGUUUGGUCUGGCUCUUUACUUCCAUGCUGCUCGCGUAUUCGUUAUUCUUUGCUUGGAGAGCAAAUCUGGAUAUCUCAAAGCCUUUGUUUCGCGGAGUGGUCGAGCGCUUUUGGAUGCAGAGCAAUGCUGUGCUCGCUGUGCUCGCUGGCCUGGGCUUCUCCUCACUUCAAGUCCUUGGAGAGGCUUUCUUCAAAAGCAGACGGCUGCUGGGCGGCCUGGCGUGGCUUUUUGCUGCCCUCCUCGUCACAGCGCAAAUGUACUCUAAUUACAGUGUCUGUGACCAAAGCCACAAUGACGUCGUGCACCGGUUUGCCCAGAACCUUUUGUCCUCCAUGCCUGCAAACGCCAUUGUCUUGCUAAGGGGAGAUUUGCCUGGGAAUUCCCUUCGUUAUCUUCAUUACUGUGAGGGAAUAAGGCCUGACCUUACCUUAGUUGAUCAAGAAAUGAUGACUUACCCUUGGUAUUUACCGAAGUUGGCUAAACAUUUGCCGGGAGUCACCUUUCCUGGGAACCGCUGGAAUCCCGUGGAAGCACUGUUAGUUGAUGGAACGAUCACAUUUAAUCUUCGCCGUUUUCUCAAAGUAAAUAAACACAAGGAAACCUUUGCUUGCAUCGGGCUGCAUGAAGGUGACGCCACCUGGAAGGAAGAGUAUUCCCUUUGGCCGUGGGGCUCGUGUGACAAGCUUGUGCCUUCCAAGGUCCCCUUCGACCCCAGAGAGUGGGCUCACAGAACCAGGAAUCUCUAUAACUGGAGUGACGAAUAUGGGAGGUUCGAUGCGUCUUCAUGGGAGUCGGUGGCAAACGAAGAGAUGUGGCAGUCCAGGAUGAAGACGGCCUUCUUUAUUUUCGACCUCGCAGAAACUGCUCCUGUGCCUGCCGAGGAAAAGGCGCAGCUGUACACACUGGCUUACAAUCUGUACAAAGAAAUCGUAAGCACAGAUGCCGCGCACCCCGUGAACUGGCACAAGAACUACGCAAUUGCCUGUGAGAGGAUGCUGCGCUUUCACCCGCAAAGGGAAGACCCGGAAACACUGCUCUCGGAAAGCAUCAGACACUUCCUCCUUUACGUGGAGAAAGCUGAGGACGAUCCCCAGCGGCGCAAUAUUUUGAAAGCCGUAAAGCACCUGAAGAAAGAACUUGGGGAGCUGAGAAGGCUGCAGAGGGGGGGAAAUAAGCAGCUUGCAUAGCUUGGUUUUGUGCGCUGCAGGCACGACGGGAAACCAGAUGAGCUGUGAAGAAAAACCUCUUGGGGAACAGACUGAAAAGGACGGGGAAAAUGAUCUCAUAGCGGGCAAUGAGCGGAGGAAUAGGGUGGCGUUCCCCAGCCUGGUGUCCCCCAGAUCUGGAACAGCAGAUCCUAUGGUGCUGGAGAUGGUGAGAAUGAGCAUCCAAUGUUUAUGCAGAAGGCUGGUGCGCAUUGCUUACGCCGGUGCCUUUCAGUUAGGAAGACAUGCUAAAAGAAAGGAACGAAAUGACGGAGGCAUAUAAAAUUUUGCAUGAGGUGAAGGAAAUGUCUAGCUGUUUGGCUUCCUCUCCCAUAAUCCCAAGCCCUGGAGGCAUCCCGGGAAGGGGAUUGGGGAGGGGGCACCCGCCUUGCAUGACAAAGGUCCCAGCUUUGAUCUGCAGCAUCAUCUCCAGGUGGGCUGGGAAGGAUCUUGCCUUCAACUGGGAGAGGCAUGGCUGCCAGUCCGUGUCAGUAAUGCUAAACUAAAUGGGCAGGGCCAUGCCUCAGAAGCAGCCUCCAACGCUCCUGGGAUUGGUAGGGGUUUCAGGACAGACGGAAGGAAGCACUUUUCCACACCGCGCACAGGUAAGUGAUGGAAUUCCUUGUGGCUGCCCGAAAUAUGGCCUUCCUGUUCUGGUACCAAGGCCUCAGUGCAUCCUGAACCCAUGAAUGGCAGAGGCCCGUUCAACCUUUGAGGCUAAUUGCUGUAGCCUACCUCACCUGUAAGUCCACGCUCCAUCCUGUAUGUUGGGGGACUUCCUGUGGUUAUUCAGUGGUAAGGGAGAUGAGCUAUUUACAAGUUCAGAGAACUCUGGAAUAAUUUAUUUGAAUCUGGACUGGGCCAUUGCCCAUGGCAUUAUGAAAAAUUUCUGGGGCUGUGCAUUCCUUAGACCUCUAUAUUACUCUUGAACCAUAAGCCAAACCUUGGUUUGUUAUUGCAUCGACAUUUGGAACUGUGGUUAAUCUUAAAUAUAGUUUACUUCAGGGUAACAAGCCAGAAUGGUAAACCAGUUUGAAGUUGGCUUGUUUUCAUAUCUAAAUCAUAGCUAAAAUUUGACCACAUUUGUCUGGGACUGGACCUAACAUGAAACCAUGUGAAAAUAGAAGCAAAAUCUUCCACUCUUCUUUCCUCUGCACUGCAGUAAAAGGAAUGGGGGGAGUUUACAAACGGAGGUUUUUUAAAUAUCUGUGUAUUACUUCCCAACACAGCCAUUGAAUCAAACAAAGUUGGGAAUUUUCCAGGUGCUUGAGUACAUUGUACAGAUGGGGGCAGGUGGUGGUGAAGGUGUUUGGCCUGUUUUAGAAAGGGGCACAGCACCCCCCCCCCCCCGGACCAUAAGGAAGGCUGAGCACCGAAGA
Molecule: messenger RNA, 4208 nt
Organism: Varanus komodoensis (Komodo dragon)
Lineage: Eukaryota; Metazoa; Chordata; Lepidosauria; Squamata; Varanidae
Gene: TMEM260
Product: transmembrane protein 260
Exons: 18
Coding region: 1-2811 (936 amino acids)
Source: RefSeq, a predicted model, not a curated record